GCACCGCUCUCUAUUGUCUCCUCCCCGUGCUCUUAUUACUGUAUCAUCCUCACCAGCGCGCCGCCUUCUGGAAGCCUGCAGCAACGUGGCAGAAGUGGAGGCGUGGAUCCUCGUCAGCGCUCCAGAGAACUCUGUUGUUGCACUGGGCCUGGCACAUCGGCCGUCGAGUCGCGGAACGGGUACCUGAACAGCAGCGUAUCCACCCAUCUCCACUCGCAGAAGCGACAAUCUUCUUUCGACAUCACGGCAGACAUCACCGCGAGCGCUCGCCGCAGAGAAGUGCGCAGGCGUGCACCGCAAGGCCUGCUCGCUCGCUGGGCAGCGUGUCAUCACAGCGCGUCGACGGCGACGAGGAUUUUGUCCUGCCGCGAAUCACCCGCGAGGAAAGAGCUUGGCGCGCGGAACGGCAACUUACAACCUCGACCUCCGUCAGGCCGUCUGUCACGCUUUCCCACAACAACCCAGCAUCCACCUCACUCCAUACCGCACACACCCACCACUCCUCUGCCCGCCCGCCAGCGCGUCGCUGCCGCCUCCCACUCCGCGCAGGCGUCAGGCACGGUCGACGUGCGUCCGCGCCUGCCCUCCCAGCAGCUGCGUGCCCCCGCGGCAUCUGCUGAAAAUUCUCCACAGCCCGACACCCGUCUCGCAGCUGGUCCGAUGUGUGGUGUGGUUCUGCGCGACAUAGCAACUCUGGAGUAGCCUACCCGCCGCGACCCCACCACCUUCCACUCUUUCUCCUCCCCAUUGCCAACAUGGAUAACAACCAGUAUCAACAACACGCAUACGCGUACGCAACGGGCAACGGCCAGUCCUCAAACCAGCCCUCGACGACGCAACAACAGCAGCAGCAAGCCGUCGCCGCCCACCAGCAGGCCUCCGCCCCGACACUCCCUCCGCUGCAGCAGGCGCAACAAGGUCAGAAUGGCUACUCGUUCGGCAAUCUGUCCUACGGCCAGCCGGGCAGUCAGUCCUCGACGCCUACCACGCCGCACAACCCAUCACUCCCCGGCGUACAACAGCAGUCGCACCCAUAUCCACAGCACAUGUCUCCGACGGCGACCUCGGGCAGCAUGGCGCCACCAACGGGCUACGCCAACCCUUACGGCACCGCCAACAUGAUGUACCCGACAUCGACCUCCUCGCCCAUGCCCUCGGCCACUUCCUCUCUCCUGCCAAACCUCCGCCCGAUGCCACCGGGGGGCAUGAUGGGUGCUGGCGGUAGCUUGCCGAGUCUCGCCCAAGCAGGCCAGCAGAUGAGCCAGAUGGGACAGGCUCCCUCCUUCAUGCAGGACGAACAACAGCCCACCCACGUCGUGGGCUCGCAAGGACGCCGCGGAAUUCUCCCGAGUGCGCCAGGAAGACCCAAUCCUCCCCCACAAGGCAGUGGCACCGCCACGAAGAGCAUGAUCCCGCAAAAGGAUGCGGAUGGCAAGUAUCCCUGCCCUCACUGUAACAAGACAUAUCUGCACGCGAAGCACUUGAAGCGUCACUUGCUUAGACACACCGGUGACCGUCCAUACAUGUGCCACUUGUGCAAAGACACGUUCUCUCGCAGUGACAUCCUCAAACGCCAUUUCCAGAAGUGUUCUUUGCGACGCGGCAACCCCACCGGUGCCAACCAUCUCGCACACCAGCGGCGGAACACGAACAGUGGGAACAGGCUGUCCAUCAGUCAGCAAGAUCCCCCGAUCGGUCUAGCAGGUAUGCCUGAUGUCGCCGGUGCGAAUAACUCGUACAAUGCCAACCUUGUGGGUAGCAGUCCCAAUGUCAAUGGAGACUUAUCUGCCAGAUCCUCAAGAGCCAACAGCUUGAUUGGCGGCGGCAACUUGAGCCACCGCAGCAGUCUCGCUGGUCUGGGGAUCUUAGGCUCGAACACGUCAGGCGCCGAUCAAGCACAACAGACAUCGGCGCCAUACCAGCCCGGCAUGCACGCCUACGCCAUGCAGAACGCGCAAAAUGCGCACAAUGCCCAGAAUGGCUCCCACAUGCAAAGCCCGUAUUCCUUUCAACAACCGCAGAUGAAUGGCAACAACAUGUACAGUGGUCCGCCCGCACAACAGCAGCAACAGCAGAUGUCUUUUUUAGGCCAGCAGAGCUCGCGCUUCGCCAACAGCCAGGUGAACAAUCAGAUGCCAAGCACUGAUGGAAACGGCGUCGAUUGGACCCGUAUGUUCACGCAAGGUGGCCAGGAUGGCUUUAUUGGCAGCCAUCCUGCGAACGCGAGCUCGCAAGGAAAUACACAAAUCAAGACCGAAUCAGACAACAAGCAAGAGUAUACCAUGUCAAACGACUUCAAUAACGAGUCUUUUUUAGGUAGUCUCUACUCUCACCCGGGUGGCUUUGGGGGUGAGACCAUGGAUAACGGCAUCCAUGGAUUGCCCAAUUGGGGCAUGGACGAUCCGCUACAGGCCAAAGUCGACAGCCUGCUGCAGCACUGCUUUCCCAACGGACUCGACAGCGCACGCAAUGACCCAGCUUCUCUCCUCGUGCAAAGUGUCCUGAAGGUGGACAAGCUCAAGCAUUUCGCUGAGCACUACACCUCCUUCCACGGACAUUGGCCGAUUUUACACAUGCCGACAUUCCGAUUGACCAAUGCGAACAACAAUCUGGUUCUCGCCAUGAUCUGCAUCGGCGCAGUCUACAGCCCUGAGCUUGGCGUCCAUCAGACUCGCCAGUUGAUGGAGUUCGUCAAGACGACCGUAUACGCGAACUGCACUAUCUACAACCGUGUUCGGAAUGGGCAAACCGAGGGCCUGGGAGAUCAAGCCUUUGAGGUGGAAGAGUUGCAAGCUCUUUCCAUGCUCCAAACGGCAUUCAUGUGGCACGGUGAUGCAGCUCAGAGACAGGGCUCACGUGGCGAAUUUCCAAUGCUGGUUCGCAUUGCUAAAGCGAUGGCUCUCUGUGAUUCAGCACCCCCUGGACAUUAUGCGCACAGCCCGUUGCAUAAUACCAGACAGUCCCAGGCCGGACAAUACCAGACGCAGAAUUGGAAUUGGUCAUCCUGGCUGGAGCAAGAGAAACGCAACCGCGCUCUUUAUCAGGUACUGGCUACGGACGCUGCUAUGGUCAUGUUCUUCAACUGCACGCCACUCUUUGACCCUCUUGAAAUCCGUUUGAUGCUACCUGCAGAUGACGCCGCUUGGGACGCCACCAGCCCUCAGGAGUGCGCCAAUGCCCUUGGACUCAACGGCCCACAGGCACAGAGCAGAAACAUGACUGGCACACGAAAGCCGGUGCAGCCAACCACACGUGAUGCAAUGCGUGUCCUGCUGGAUCCGUACGCUUCGUUCCAGCCAAGCACGACCAAUGUGUACUCCAAGUUCCUGCUCAUUCACGCUUUGAUAAUCCGGAUUGUGGUGUGCCAGAAGGCGCUGCUUGGGCCCGAUCAGCCAGUGCAGCCAUUUACACUGAACCUGCAUGGCAGCACGCCGGCGACACCACUCUCGCAGAAUGACUGGCUCGAGCAGAGUGGCAGCCGUCCUCAAAGCGCCAGUAACAGCGGCCAUGGAACGCCGACCGAAUCGCAAAGCCCGAAGCAACAGAACACAAUGGCAGCGCAGCAAGAGAAGAAGCGGCUUGCUCAGGCCCUCGAGAAGUGGAAGCGUAGUUGGGACACCGACAUGGAGCUCCAGUAUCCACCCACGCACUUUCAGCAACGUCGCUUUGGCUUCAGCCGCGACGGCGUUCACUUCUUCUACCUUGGUCGCAGCUUCUUGCAAUCCCAGCAGGCGUCCGACUUCACUCUCCCAGCCGACAUGCGCUUCAAGCGCGUCAUGGCUCUGCUCAAGCGGAUCAAGAGCAUGGUCGUGGGCGAUAAUGAGAACAAGGGGCAGGACAUUGGGUCUGUCGGUGACAUCGAUGACCAAUACGGACUUGACAACCUGACUCUGGACAUGAAGCUACUCUUCAAACCGUACAACAGUCAGCUUGACAGUCCUGUGGCUGGCGUUCAGACGCAGUCUGUAUAACCUCACGACCUGCGACUGAUUGCUGCCCACAUAUUCAUUCACGGCGUACAAAAAGUUUCAUCGGACGGUAUCCUUCGGCUUCACAUUCUCAAGACUAUGACGAUGCAUGCAAUACGGAGUCCUGCUUUGCAAUACAGGUACGGAGGGCGCAACACCCAUGGCAACUUGCUUGUUUUGUUUUUUCCCAUCAACAUCAAUACGGAGGCUACAGUGAUAUGACACGAAACAGAACAUAACGAGAUAUAGAUUAUAGACGAAGCGGGCGAGAGGUACCAGGUCCUGCCCUCGCCCAAGAAAAAGGAGGCCGGCGUUCUUUAACAUUUCUGUGUUAUUCAAUAUUGUCUUCUGGCUGCGUGCGGUCAGUAUGAACAGCUGCAAGGUGGUUUACGAGCGGGGACGAAUGCAUGUUGGCAAGGCGAUGUGGGAUUUGGAGGCUCUUGCGCUCAUCAACAGAAUACCGACACUGCGAUGUUGGACGCGGCUAGAUCACUAUCGAGCGCAAGCUCUGCGACGGAGGCUUCUUUGUCUGCAAUUGUCGAUAUGCACACCGUGUGUAGUGGUUGAAAUUGGAGCGACAUAGCAUCAAACGAUUUGGUUAGCCGUAGACUAUAGCUCUCGAAACCACAUUGUUACUGCUUCAGCCACC
Cercospora beticola is the source of this 4617-nucleotide messenger RNA. NCBI's taxonomy places the organism in Eukaryota, Fungi, Ascomycota, Dothideomycetes, Mycosphaerellales, Mycosphaerellaceae. The record is from RefSeq and is a predicted model, not a curated record.